Molecule: messenger RNA, 537 nt
Organism: Candidula unifasciata
Lineage: Eukaryota; Metazoa; Mollusca; Gastropoda; Stylommatophora; Geomitridae
Source: the annotation of a GenBank genome assembly
AUGCAUCAGCAAUUUCUCAACACUCCCAUGGAUAACUGUGAUCCUCAGAUGUAUUUGGGUCAAGGGCGUUUCAGUAAUUUGUCUCAUCAACUCAAGGCACAUACAACAACUGCAGCUGUAACGCUGACAGAUCUGGAAGAAGCAACCAGACUUCGGAUGUUUCAGCCUGGAUUCUGUCCAGCUCCACAUGUAUCUUCCAAUAAUUCUUGUAUUCAGCGAAGACAGCCUGUAGACACAUCAGGAUUGAAAUGUCCAAUCGUAAUGAUGAAUAAUCCAUUUCAACGGCAGACAGAUAGAGACAGAACUGCAGGAGCUGUGGACGUGGCGGGGGAUCCAGCCAGAGAAACGUCUUACUGCCAGCAGGAUCCAGCCAAAGACAUGUCUUACUGCCAGCAGGAUCCAGCCAGAGACACGUCUUACUCCCAGCAGGGUCCAGCCAGAGACAUGUCUUACUGCCAGCAGGAUCCAGCCAAAGAAACGUCUUACUGCCAGCAGGAUCCAGCCAGAGAAACGUCUUACUGCCACGCAGAAUAUUGA